AUGAGCGCCCAGAAUGAACUGGCUACAGUAGAAAUUCAAUGCAUUCCAGAUAAUCGAAAUGCCAUUUCUGGGGUGUUGAACGUCAAAAGAGCACGUUUUGAUAUUGAAACCAACAGCAUAGGAGAGACAACAAAAAGAGCACCAAUCAAUCUAGUACUCAUUCUCGAUCGUAGUGGUUCGAUGAGACACAAUCAGAAAAUCAUAUUCGCAAAAAGGGCCAUCAGCUCUGUACUUAAUCUGCUCCAUGACGAUGAUGUUGUUCAUCUUGUCGCAUAUGAUAGUGAAGCGUCUAUCAUUUUUGAAAAUGCACGUGCAUCUGCUCGUCAAGCUCUUCAUCCUGUUAUAGACAAGAUCGAGACUGGUGGCUCUACAAACAUUUCAGGUGGUAUCGAUGUAGGUGCUAAUUUACUUGAGAAAUACACAUAUCAUGGAUUCUCACGUCGGAUGUUCGUCUUUUCUGAUGGACACGCUAAUAUUGGACUGAAAACAAGAGGCGAACUCACAAACCUGGUUGCUGGAUACAAUAAAAAAGGAAUCAUAACUGAUUCAUUUGGGAUUGGUGCUGAUUUCGAUGCCGAGAUUAUGAAGGGUAUUGCUGACUCUGGUGGAGCUAAAUUUUUCUUUCUUGAAUCAGCUCAAGUAAUUGAAUCACUAGUAACGAAGGCUCUUAUGAGUGUGUUUGCUGUAUGUGGAUCACAAGCUCGUCUUAUUGUUCGCGGUCAAAAUGGUGCUGUUGUCACAAAGAUCUGGGGUCAUGAGAAUAUUAUCGCUGGUGCGAGUCUUGGAGAUCUUCAUAAUAAUAACAUGCGAUCGAUUCUUUGUGAAUUUACGACUGCUGGAACAGCGAAGCCUAGUGAAGCAGAAGUUGAGACUCUCGCGUAUGAGCUGAGAUAUAAUCGACCACAUGAACCCAAUGGUGAAGCGAUAGUGAUAAAAGGCACACUCUUGCUCAGGUUUGUGGAAGAUGAGUCGCUCGUAACAAAGAUCGAUCCUCGUGUGAAGUGCAUGCAUACUAUUCAAAUGGCUGCCGACAUGGAUUCAAAAACCGCACAAUUGGUGAAAGAAGGCAAGACUAAAGAAGCCGUUGAUCUGGUCACUCAACAAAUUGCGCUGCUCAAAGAUGCUGAGAGCUCUGACGACGAGAAGGGAAUGAUUCGGACAUUGAUUCGAAUGGCUGAAAAUAUGCACAAUAGGCUUAAGGACGAAAGCGUGGACAGACAGAUUAUUUAUCAUGGAUGCCAACAUCAGAUUAUCCUUUAUCAUGGUAAGCCACAACUGAUAUUUUCAAUAUUUUUAAAUUCAAUUAACAAGCCCAAUGCUGAUUUGAAAACAUUAUCAAAGGGUGAUUUGUACUUACUUAUUAGUUCACUUUUAAAAGCUUUGGAUGAUAUUGAUUCAUCGGUUACUAAUAAAACAGCAAAUUUAAUUCGUCAAUUUAAAGAAGCAUAUCCGGAUACAAAAUUAAUUCUUACGACAUUGCCACUUUUAGGUAUUCUGGGUUUGAAAUCAUCAAUUGAUCAGGUUAGAGCUGAUAACGACGAAUAUAACAGUCGGUUGUUGGCGUUAUAUGAUGAUAUUGAUGUAUUGAUGUAA
Molecule: messenger RNA, 1593 nt
Organism: Didymodactylos carnosus
Lineage: Eukaryota; Metazoa; Rotifera; Eurotatoria; Philodinida; Philodinidae
Source: the annotation of a GenBank genome assembly